Messenger RNA from Rhineura floridana, 3977 nucleotides. It is a transcript of the gene MMP14, whose product is annotated as matrix metallopeptidase 14. NCBI's taxonomy places the organism in Eukaryota, Metazoa, Chordata, Lepidosauria, Squamata, Rhineuridae. Gene Ontology annotation, molecular function: metalloendopeptidase activity; zinc ion binding. The coding region runs from base 125 to 1855 and encodes 576 amino acids. The record is from RefSeq and is a predicted model, not a curated record. The transcript has 10 exons. Gene Ontology annotation, cellular component: extracellular matrix. Gene Ontology annotation, biological process: skeletal system development; collagen catabolic process; extracellular matrix organization.
AACUCGACACCAGCAACUUUUCGCACAAGGGGAUAGCAAAGGGGGGGAAGAGAGAGCAAGAGAAGGAGCUUUGAGCGAGUGGAAGUGCCACAGAGAGCCACGCUCCGCGGGGGAAAAAGGCAAGAUGUGUCCGUGGCCCGCACUCCUUCGUCUGCUGCCCCUCACCGUGGCCCUGGGCGCCCUCCCGCACGCCGGCUCCUCCACCUCCACCUUCAGCCCCGAGGCAUGGCUGCAGCAAUAUGGCUACCUGCCCCCCGGAGACCUUCGCACGCACACUCAACGCUCCCCCCAGUCACUCUCGGCUGCCAUUGCUGCCAUGCAGCGGUUCUAUGGGCUUCAGGUGACGGGCAGCGCCGACUCGGAGACCUUGAAGGCUAUGAAGAGGCCCCGCUGUGGCGUCCCGGAUAAAUUUGGGGCAGAGAUUAAGGCCAACGUACGGCGCAGGCGCUACGCCAUCCAAGGGCUGAAGUGGUCACACUACGAUCUUACCUUCUGCAUCCAGAACUAUACUCCCAAGGUGGGUGAACAUGCCACCUUCAGUGCCAUCCGGCGCGCCUUCAGCGUGUGGCAGUCGGUGACGCCGCUGCGCUUCCGUGAAGUGCCCUACUCGGCCGUGCGUGAGGGCCGGGAAUUGCAAGCCGACAUCAUGAUCUUCUUCGCCGAAGGCUUCCAUGGUGACAGCACCCCGUUUGAUGGUGAAGGAGGCUUCUUGGCCCAUGCCUAUUUCCCUGGGCCCCACAUUGGCGGCGACACUCACUUUGAUGCUGCGGAGCCCUGGACAUCACGCAACGAUGACUUGAAUGGAAAUGACAUUUUCCUGGUUGCUGUGCAUGAACUGGGCCAUGCACUUGGUUUGGAGCACUCAAAUGACCCCUCUGCCAUCAUGGCUCCUUUUUACCAAUGGAUGGACACGGAGAACUUUGAGUUGCCUGAAGAUGACCGGAGUGGCAUACAACAGCUGUAUGGAACUGAAAUUGGCCACCCCAGUAAACCUCCGCCGAUACCUCGGACCACUGUGAAGCCUCGUGUCCCUGAUCGGCCACCCAAGAACCCAUCGUAUGGCCCCAACAUCUGUGAUGGAAGAUUUGACACCAUUGCUGUGCUAAGGGGCGAGAUGUUUGUCUUCAAGGACAAAUGGUUUUGGCGAGUCCGGAACAACCGUGUGAUGGACGGGUACCCUCUCCCCAUUGGCCAGUUCUGGGUUGGUCUCCCUGCAACCAUCAACACAGCCUAUGAGAGGAAAGAUGGGAAAUUUGUAUUCUUUAAAGGGGACAAGCAUUGGGUCUUCAACGAAGCUGCUUUGGAUCCCGGCUAUCCUAAACACAUAAAGGAACUGGGCAGAGGACUUCCCACUGACCGGAUUGAUGCCGCACUUUUUUGGAUGCCGAGUGGGAAAACCUAUUUCUUCCGGGGAAAUAAAUAUUAUCGCUUCAACGAGGAGAGUCGGACGGUCGAGGCUGACUACCCCAAGCACAUUUCUGUCUGGGAAGGGAUCCCUGAGGCGCCCCGGGGGGCGUUUAUGGGCAGCGAUGAGGUUUUCACCUACUUUUACAAGGGGGACCGUUACUGGAAGUUCAACAACGAGAAGCUGAAGGUGGAGCCAGGAUACCCCAAAUCAGUGCUGCGGGACUGGAUGGGAUGUAGUUCGGGCGGGGACCGCCAGGACGGAGAAGAAGUGAUCAUCAUUGAGGUGGACAAUGCAGAAGAAGGGGAGGUGAACGCAGCCGCCGUGGUGCUGCCCAUCCUCCUGCUGCUCACCGUCUUCGCCCUGGGGAUUGCCCUACUCAUCUUCAAACGCUACGGCAUGCCCAAGCGGUUGCUGUAUUGCCAGCGCUCCCUGCUGGACAAGGUGUGACAGGGUGAGCGCCUCACCUGGGCUGGGAGCACAAGGGCACUCCUGUCUCCCCCGCCUUGGCCGCCAUCUCUCCCCCGGUGCUCCUUUCUUGAACCCCUUUUCUUAGUUGCCACGUCCAUUUUUUAUGUCCUGUUCUGCCCCCAUCCUGCCGCCUUCCCCUCCUGCAACAUCUCCUCGUUUACCCACCUGCCCUCUUUCCGGUCCCCUUCCUAUCUUCUUUCUGCCACUUCCUGUACUGCCUCCAUGCUUUUCCGCUGCCUCCUCCUCGUCUCCACCACCAUCUCUUCCUUCUGCAUCCUUUCACCUGGUUCUGUUCACUCUCCCCCCCCCCCCUCUUUGCCUCUCCCUCUUGCCUCUUCACAUCUCUUCCAGCCCCCCAGUUUCCAUGCAGUGGGGUGUGCUGAGCACACUCAUUAAUGUAACUUGAGGAGGAGAAAGAGGACCUUCAUUGUCCAUGCUGGUUUUGGCUCUGCCCAACCCCACUGAAGAGCGCUUCCCAUGAUGCGGCAUCCCUUGACCUCGCAGGAAAAGGAGACUUUGCUUUGGCCUGCCAUCUUGCAAGGCUGAUAAGGCAUCACUGUGAGUGCCCACUACAGUUCCCCCAUCUCCAGUGGGAUCAAGGUUAAAUGAUCAUGGUAACCUUCCUCAGUAUUCUCUUUUGCUCCUGUUGCCUCCUUCCCGCUCCUCCAAGGUCAACAUGGGAAAUUAAUGGUGAGCACAAGGAUGGAUGUCCUUCAUUGGCUUAUUGAAGAACGAGGGUAGGGCCUUCAAAACAGCAUGGAUUCAAGAAAGAGCAUCUAUGAGGAGCGAUGGGAGGGGAGCUACCGAUUUGGGGCUAAUGGUGGGUGGAGCUAUGCAGAUGAAAAAGGAAAGCUGCAGAAUUCCGGGGUGGUGGUGGGUAAUGUAGUUGGGAAGAAAUUACAGCAUUCCAAAGGGAACUCGUAUCAUUCCAUUAGGCAUGGCUUGAAAAGGAUGGAGGAGCCGUGGCUGACCAAUAGAAGCUCUUAUGUAGAUUACCCAAUAGGAAAUGGCAGGGAGGGCAGUUGGCGGAAGACAAGGGGCGGAGUGUAGAAUUUGGGGUGUGGCUUAACAACGCCUGCCUUUUUAGUGUGGGGAAGCACUGCAAAGGGCCAAACCUGGUGGUGGUGGUGGGAAGCAGAGAUCUCCCCACAACCGAGGUAGGAUGGGCCAUUAGUACCCUGAAUGCGACAGAGAAUGGGGCAAGUUUGGGAGUAUGAGGACUGGGAGGAUAGUUGUGGUAGCCUGGAGAAGGAGGUAGCUGUAGAAUGGGAUGGAGAUGGUCAGCCAGGUUCAAAUUUUGACAGCACCGUUCAGAUGAUUUUGCAUAAAUGUUUACUCCAACAUCUGGUUAUAAUUGUACAAAGUUUACAGUUGUCGCUUCUAAUCCAUUCUGGAGUCUGAAAACAAACCAAAACAAAGUACCAAUUUGCAAAAGGGGGGGGGAAGAGGAAGAAAGAUUAGUAUUGUACCAGAGAACUGCCUCAAACUGCCUUAUCCUCCUUUCUUAGGGAAAGUUUAAAAUUUUGUUGUUGAAUAUGUAAUUUUUAAUUAUUCUAUAGAAAAGCCUUUUUUUAAAAAAAAAUUAAAAAUAGUGCAUUAACAGGGUGGGGGAAAUUAGAAUGGGGGUGAGAGAUGAACCCCAAAAUCCUGCAGGCCGGGAAUGAGGUAUCUAAACUCUCUCCUGUUCAGACCAUUUUUAACUGGGUGUGUGGGAAGGGGAGGGAAUCUGGGUCUUCAAAUGGUCUCCAAACGGAAUUAAACUGUGUUUAACGAUACAUUUGGGUUUGUUGGUGGGUUUUAAUAUUGUUCAUUGUUCCACUUUAUUAUUAUUAUUGUUAUUGUUAUUUUGCUAUUAAUAAUAAACACCCAUUCUUUGGGAGGGGAAUAUACAUACAUUGCUGGGGCCUGUAGGCUGUUAAAACCUGUUAUUCCUUUUAACGUUUAGCAAUAAAAUCCCCAUUUCUAGGUGGAAAUGGAUUAAAAAUGCUGGGAGUUUUUAAAGAUUUCUUUUUUUUUUUUGUCCCCACAAGCUGUUCGUGACUAUUUUGUUAUUAAAAAGAAUCAACAGAGAAUUUUUUAAAAAAAUAAAUGCUGGAAUUUC